Molecule: messenger RNA, 3310 nt
Organism: Melitaea cinxia (Glanville fritillary)
Lineage: Eukaryota; Metazoa; Arthropoda; Insecta; Lepidoptera; Nymphalidae
Exons: 10
Coding region: 233-3310 (1025 amino acids)
Source: RefSeq, a predicted model, not a curated record
AUUGAACUGACGUCAAAAAUUAUGUUCGUUAAAGAAUGCGAACAAAAAAUACCCUCAAUAAAUGUACAAGAACUAAACGUCCUAUUAAAAGUAGUAGCAUUAUACUUGACGAAGUUGAAAGCAUAAGUAGAGUGGAAUUCGAGUUUCAUUUGUUUAAUUAUGUAUUUUAAACUGUAAAGAAGUGUGAAGUAAUGGCGUAAUUUUUAUAAUUAUAUUAUAUAAAAACAUCAAAAUGGAGGAGAAAACCAAAAAACGGUCUAGAAAGACCAAAUUAGUACCGCGGGAAUAUUUAGAUUCUGACGAUGAAAACAUAGCUAAAAUGCAGAAUGAGAUCGAAGAAACGAUAGCUCAAAUGAAUCCACUAUCGAUUUUGAGGAAAUUAGAACCGAAACAAUCUCAAAAAGACAUGGAAUUUUCCGUUAAAGUCGAAGUCGAAGAGGUUGAUCAGAAUGUGGCAGAAGAAUUAAAAGACACAGAAGACUUACAAGAUUCAGAUUUGAAUAUAAAAAUACAUUCAGUGAAAAGUUUGUGCGAACCGACACAGGACGCUCCAGAUGUGUCAGAUGACGUUUAUGAUGCUUUCAUUAUUGAUGAGGACGAAAUACGAGAAGAUAUUGAGAGUCUCAGCCAGGAAACGACUAGCUUAGCUGACAAAACAAUAGAAAUUUAUAUAAAGAACAUGUUCGGGAAGAGACAGUUAUAUAUAGUUCAAAGUAGUUUAGAUCAGCACUUGCAAAAAAAAUUGAGAGGAUGGCGUACUUGGUAUAAAAGCAAUCGUCAAAUUAGAGACGCGCCGCUAAUGUACAUAUGCUACGUGUGCAUUAAGGGAUGGUGGAACUUCUCUGAAUUCCGCGAACACUUGAAACAUUGUCGCAGAUGGAAAUGUCUCCAUUUUGAGACGACAAACUAUCAGGCAAUCUUACAGGCGACCAGAGGGAGAAAGGUAACUACCUUUACAUCUGAAAACAGUCAAAAUCUACCGAUAUUCUAUUCGAACUGUUGGAAAUGUAACAAGGACCGAUUGAUUCACCUGAAAUCACAGUACGUCUGUGGCGGUUGCAAAACAGAAUUCCAUACGUGCACAGCCCUAAGUUUCCACGAAGGCGAAUGCGAGAUGUACAGGGAAAAAAUAUUGCUUGAUAAUGGUAUGAACCGUGAAAAUAAUUCAGCGACAAGUUACUGUUGUCCAAUUUGUUCUUAUAAAGAUUGGGACACGGACCGUUUAAUAAUUCACGUAAAGAACGUACACAAAGUUAGAUCGGACCUGCCCAUUGAGUGGACGAUAAGAGUAUUAACAAAAGUGUGUCGUUUUUUCCAGGUUAUCGUACCGAAGAGAUUGCUCGAAAGGUCGCAAUCAAUUAGUAGCAAAUCAACUCAGCCACCGACUAUCUUUGAUGACAGUCGUGAUUUAGACCGAAUAAAUGAUCAUCACGCUCAAUUUGAUAAAUACUCUCCAGACCUGAGAGAUACACAAAACCAGCCAGACCUUGAAACACCACAUGUUCCAGAGACUAGAAGCAUAAUUGAUGCAGAAUUCGGGGUUGAAAUAACGAUAAUCAACAAAAGCGUUGUACAGGAACUGUCCGAUGCUAUAGUAGCCGAGAUUAAAGCUAAGGAAAUAAGUAAAGGACGAUCCCAAAUGGCUAUCAAACCCGAAAUGAAUAUUAAGUUCCCAGUGAACAAAACCUAUGUUAACAAAAAGCUAAGUAAGGCAGAUAACUUAGUAGAUAAAACCGAGGUCGAAGAAGGUUAUAUUGAAGUUAAGAAGGAAAUCGAAAGUGAUAUUGUCAAGGUCAAAGAAGAAUUAAUGGAUACAGACGAAUUAGAUGUUAAUAUUGAAGUUAAGAAUGAAGUAGACGUAGAAGUUAAAAGUGAGAUCGUUGAUGAAGUUCCGGUUAUUGAAAGUUGCGAAGUUGAAAUCAAUCAAGAAUCGGAAGAGUUUAGAGAUGAUGAACCCGAUAUUAUUAGUUGGGGUGAUAUGAACAGUGGCGAUGGGACGGAAGACGCUGAGGCAGAUAAAUAUUUCGAAUUCCUAUCCAAAGAACUAAAGAGAAGAAGAAAAGCCAAUGUGAGCAUCUCCGCGGAUAAAUACGAAUGCACGAAGUGCAACAAAGCCUGGCCGACCUUGAACAAGUAUCUGUUGCACUUUAGCGUACACAACUAUAAACCGAGAACUUGCCCGCAAUGUAUGAAAUACAGCCACGGCUCUAUGAAUAAGCACGUGUCCGCUCAUGUGAAGCGUUUAUUUGUAAUGACACACUCCAUCGAGCAAUGUAAGGUCAGGGCUCAAAGGCACUACCGUUGCAAGAAGUGUAAGGAGGCCCUCUGCGUCAAGGAUUUCUUCAGACACUGGGAAAGUCAUUUGGAUAUCAGUGAUAAUACCGUUUUUGAGCCGCCGUGUCCUGUUGAUAUGACAAUGAAGCCUCAUCUGAACCAAAUGAUAGAACUGCUCCAAGGCAACGACUACAGCGAAUCUUGGAAGCUCCGGUACUGUCAGACCUGCGACAAAAGGAUUGAAAGACAAAACGACUGUAAGAGACACUACAUCGAACACCUCCUGGCCGAUGCAUACCAGGAGAAGCAUAAAUAUGGCGUCCUGAUGUGUCAGAUAUGCGGGGCUGGGUUCCAGAGGAGAGAAGUUUUUAAGCAGAAAUGCUUAAAAACUAAAGUCUCAAACUUAUCUGUAAUGCUUUCAAUGUAUAAAAGACCCUGUCUCCUAUUCCGGAAAGAAUUUCAAGUUAGUGGUUGCUACUCGUAUGUCAGAACACACUACCGUGUGUGUAUGUUGAAUACAUUUAAACAUUAUUAUUUUUUUUGUGUAAAUUCCAGCUAUAAGAGACACAUGCGUGAUCACGCGUCACUCCCCGUGUACAUUUGCGAGAUAUGCGACAAAACGUUCAGUGAUUCGAGUAACUUCUGCAAGCACAAGAAGGUGCACAACCUGGCCGUGUUGAUUUGUGAUAUUUGUAAAAAGAAGUUCAAUAAUAAGAUGACCCUCAUUAAGCAUAUCGAGAUGCAUCAACUAAUAGAGCCUAUUAAUUGCAAGACGUGCAAGAAAGUUUUCUACACGCCGUCGAGCUACAACAAGCACUUGAAGGGUAACCGAUCCCGCUUUAAGUGUAUUAUAUGCAAUACAGUUUAUUACUCGCUCAAGGACAAGUGGGAUCACAUGUGGCAGGUACAUAAAGAGAGGAAGUACGAGGCUGACUGUCCACUGUGCGACAAGUCCUUCAGGAAGUUCCAGGAGGUCAAACAACAUUUGAGACGUGAUCACAAUAAAGAUAAAUUUUACGUUAAAGGAGCAAACUGA